GUCCCGCCCCUACCUCGCUCUCAUUUACGGGAAGUGAUGUGGGGCCCGACGGAAAAUACUCGCCAAGGACCCAAAAAAGGCCAGCAGCGGGUGGCCGCGCCGCGAGCGGAGGCAGAGCAGCGUGCAGACAGCGGGGACAGCGGGCCGAGCCAGACAAAAAGUACCCUUUUUGAAGAGGACAUGUGAUUGGAAGUUGUCUAAUUGUUGAAGUGCUGAGAGGUCCAGUCUUGAAGGCUUAGAAAAACAACCAACAGUUUGUACUUUGUCAAGGUGAACCACUGAGUUCUUCAUUAUGUCUGAUGGAGACUAUGAUUACCUCAUCAAGUUUUUAGCUUUGGGAGACUCUGGAGUAGGGAAGACCAGUGUGCUUUACCAGUAUACAGAUGGUAAAUUUAACUCCAAAUUUAUCACAACAGUGGGCAUUGAUUUCAGGGAAAAGAGAGUGGUGUACAGAGCCAAUGGGCCAGAUGGAGCCAUUGGCAGAGGCCAGAGAAUCCACCUUCAGUUGUGGGACACAGCAGGGCAGGAGAGGUUUCGGAGCUUGACAACAGCGUUCUUCAGAGAUGCCAUGGGGUUUCUCCUGCUUUUUGAUCUGACAAAUGAGCAAAGUUUCCUCAAUGUCAGAAACUGGAUAAGCCAGCUACAAGUGCAUGCAUAUUGUGAAAACCCAGAUAUAGUGUUAUGUGGAAACAAAAGUGAUCUGGAAGAACAGAGAGUAGUGAAGGAGGAGGAAGCCAGAGGACUUGCAGAGAAAUAUGGAAUCCCCUACUUUGAAACUAGUGCUGCCAAUGGGACAAACAUAAGCGAAGCAAUCGAGAUGCUCCUGGACCUGAUAAUGAAGCGAAUGCAACGGUGUGUGGACAAGUCCUGGAUUCCUGAAGGAGUGGUGCGAUCCAACGGUCACACCUCUACAGAUCAGUUAAGUGAAGGAAAGAAAAAGAGUUCAUGUAGCUGUUGAAAAGUCAAGUGAGCUACACAAUAAUUCAAGUGGCCCAUGUCUAUAAUCUUCUCUAUGGGUGAUACAUGGCACACAGAGAGAUUAACGGGUGUUGUGUACAAACUGCUACUCACCAUCCCAAUUAGACCUAUCACUAAAGUAUCCAGUUUUAAAAUUAAUUUGCUACAGCUUUGUAAAUAUUUCUUUAAGAUUCAGCCUGAGAGUUAAGAGAAAUAUUACACAUAGCCGAAAGUGCCUUGUAUAACCUUAGCCUAUGGCAGUAGAUCAUCAUCUAAGGAUGCAGGAUUUUGUAGCCACAGAAGAAUGGAUUUAUUAUGAAGAAUGACUGAAGAUGCCAUCACCUGCCUUAAUAUAGAUAGGCCCAGUGUCUUACAUUCAAGAUCUUAGAUGUAAUUAUAAAACUAUUAGUCUUUAAUCCAGAUUUUAAAAUCCUACUAAUGCCAUAGGUGACCUUCUAAAGUGCCAUCUAAACCACUUGGAUAUUAAAUAAGAAUAUACACAUCGAUUCAGUAUUUUUGAGUAUUAAUUUAUAUAAGCAUUCUCUUUAAAAUGAAUGUUGGACAAAUUAUGGCUCUAUCGAUAGACCCUGGAUAUACUGGAUUGACCAAUUAUACAUUCACUAUGACUCCUGUUGGUAGGAAAGGGACUUGGGGUGAGAGCAGGGGUGGCUCAAUGAGCAACUGAAGUGGGGCUUCUGGCUCCCUGCUGUAUUCUCAUUGUUCUGAAGGUUUGAUUGAAGGGUCAGGGAACUAGAUUUUCAUCACUCUAGUUCACUGUGAUCUGUGCAUUUAUAUUUGGCCUACGUGCUGGCCACAUCUGAACAUAGCUGGUGCUUAUGCUAAAGUUAUUUGUGAUAAGUAAACAUUUAACUUCUUUUUCUUCAUAUUUAUAAUGUUGGUCUGGCAUCCUUAGACUGCAGUUUCAAUUAGCAGGUGGACUAAUCUCUCUUCAUCAUCAGGCCCUGUAUUGUUGAUAUUUGCAACUUGUUUUAUUUUUACAUUGGUGAAAUUGAAGGAAUUAGUUUUUAAUUACGUAAAUGUCUGUUUGCUAUUUAGUGGAAGGUUGAUGUUUGUAUUUAAGCAGUUAUAUUUGUAUGCUAGCUCAAUAUCAGAAAAAUGAAGUGUUCUAUAGCCUGUAUUUUUCAUUGAGAUGAUGGGCAUUUAUUCUACUUGCUGGGUCUUGCCAAGGUCAUGUAUUCUUCUGCAUUGCCAAAGUGUCUUCAUACCAAAUUAAGGUGGUUUUAAAAUAUGCUUCAUGGCAGUUUGUAAAGGUCAAAUGGGAAAAUUCUUGUUUAUUAAAGUGAUUUAAAUAUUAAAAUUUACAAAAGCUUAAUGGCUAUUUAGGAAGAAAUACAUUAUAAUUUAAGUAAAGAAUAAAAAUAAAUGUGUUUCGUGGUGGCAAAUGUUUGGCAGAACUAUAAUUAGUAAAAUACAACUAUGAUGGAAAGCAAGUACUUUUACAUGAUUAUUUUCAAAUCGCUUUUUAUUAAGCAUCUACCCUGUUUGCCACUACCUCUCAUAAUUCCCUUAAAAAAAUCGGCUGUGGUUACUAAGAUCUUAACAUAUGUCAAUCCUUGAAAUGAGACUUCUUUUAAAUACUAAAGAAGUCAUUGAGUUCUAUUCAUUAGAAUUGUAUAUUCUAGUGAGGAAAAAAUUCAGCCAUUCCAAGGGCAGAUUCAGUGGAAUAAAUUCUAACUUUACAGCUCCAUAUCAGGGAACAUUUUAUAUGGUCUUUUUGUGUAGUUAAAAAGAAGACAAUAUUUGUAUGUUUGUUUUUUCAAGAACCAAAUGAGCUAUUAGCUACAGAUUCCAUUGACCUUAAAUGUAAAAUAUGAUUAAAUGUGUAUACAUGAUACAGUGCAUAUACAAGAACCACCUUUAAUUAUUGAAAUAAAUAACCAGUAUUCCCUUUGGAAAUCCUUUUUUAAAAUUUGUUAUUGAAGUACCAUAUUUUUGUGUGUCAAUGUAUUUUUCUAUUUACAAGCCUAUGUAAAAGUGAAGUGUAUCUUCAAUGAACUGUAUACCAAUUAAGCUUAUAAUAAAAUAGUGGUGUAGUCUGUCAA
Messenger RNA from Pteropus alecto (black flying fox), 3020 nucleotides. It is a transcript of the gene RAB27A, whose product is annotated as RAB27A, member RAS oncogene family. The record is from RefSeq and is a predicted model, not a curated record. Gene Ontology annotation, molecular function: GTPase activity; GTP binding. The transcript is spliced from 7 exons. Lineage: Eukaryota; Metazoa; Chordata; Mammalia; Chiroptera; Pteropodidae. The coding region runs from base 293 to 958 and encodes 221 amino acids. Gene Ontology annotation, cellular component: secretory granule; melanosome. Gene Ontology annotation, biological process: positive regulation of exocytosis; melanosome transport.